Messenger RNA from Scatophagus argus, 2668 nucleotides. RefSeq names its product metallophosphoesterase domain containing 1 (gene mpped1). The record is from RefSeq and is a predicted model, not a curated record. Lineage: Eukaryota; Metazoa; Chordata; Actinopteri; Scatophagidae. The transcript has 7 exons. Gene Ontology annotation, molecular function: hydrolase activity. The coding region runs from base 858 to 1793 and encodes 311 amino acids.
GUCUGCCUUACUUCUUUUACUUUUGGUAGUUGCAGUGUAUUUGCCUGCUAAACUACUGUACUUUUACUUCAGAAAAAGAAUGAAUGCAGGACUGCAUUCUUGAAAGUUUCGCCUUUGCCACAUGAAAAAAAAAGGAGGAGAAAACAAGAUUUCAGAAGAAAGAAUAAAGAUAUGAAAUAAUUGAACACACUUCUGCUUAGAGCCUUUGUUUUAGGGGUGGUGGGGUUACAGUGGGGGGAUAAUGGACCCAUGACCCCAGUAUUUCUAAAAUCCUGGAUGCGCCCCUGGUGCCACUGGCACCUUUACACACUGGCGUGAUUUCCUGUGAAUGAGCUCUGUGGAGCCGCGGAGCUGCUCUCGGUCCUCCCUCUCUCCUCAUUGUACCGCUCACCGGGAAGUACGGUGGGCAGGACUGAUCCGAGAGCGAGAGAGAGAGAGAGAGAGGGAGGGAGGGAGGGAGAGGGAGAGAGAGGGAGGGAGAGAGAGAGGAAACAGAUCUCUACACGACGCUACGCCGGUGCACCACGGGGUGCGCAUUCAAACUGACCAGCGCGUCUCUGUCACGGCGCACACAGUGUCCUCUCUCCACAUCCAUCGCCGGGCAGCCUCACCGCAGCUGACCUCAGGAGCCGGUGCAAAGGAGGUGCAGAGAAAAAGAGGAGGACGGAGGAGGUGAUGUUCUCUCCUCAGCUCACUGUAACUGUGAGCUCAGCGAGGGUUUGAGUCUGUCAGGACGCCUCUCGUCACCCCGCGACUAUCAACCCUCUGUUCUAAAGCAAAAAAAAACAAGCAGCCACACUUCCUGCCCUGACACCUCACCAUCCACCACCAGUUCCACUACUUCCAUCCUCACUGUCAUGGCCUUCACCCUGUCAGAGAUCAUGGCAGCAAGGCGGCAGCAGUCGCAGGCUCAGUCACACGCCCAGCGAGGCAGCAGGACGGCGGUGGAGGUGGACGAGUACAGCACCAACCCCACUCAGGCCUUUACCUUCUACAACAUCAACCAGGGACGCUUCCAGCCGCCACACGUCCACAUGGUGGACCCGAUGCCCCAUGACACCCCCAAGCCCCCAGGCUACACCCGUUUUGUGUGCAUCUCGGACACUCACUCCCGCACUGACUCCAUCCAGAUGCCGUAUGGAGACGUGUUCAUCCACGCCGGAGACUUCACUGAGCUGGGACUGCCAUCUGAGGUCAAGAAGUUCAACGACUGGCUAGGUACUCUGCCCUACGACAUCAAGAUAGUAAUCGCCGGAAACCAUGAGCUGACUUUUGACCAGGAGUUCAUGGCUGACCUCAUCAAGCAGGACUUCUACUACUUCCCGUCUGCCUCCAAGCUGAAGCCAGAGAAUUACGAGAAUGUCCAGUCACUGCUCACCAACUGCAUCUACCUGCAGGACUCCGAGGUGACAGUGCGGGGCUUCAGGAUCUACGGCUCCCCUUGGCAGCCUUGGUACUACGGCUGGGGCUUCAACCUGCCGCGGGGUCAGGCUCUGCUGGACAAAUGGAACCAGGUCCCUGAUAACACAGACAUCCUGGUCACACACUGCCCCCCACUGGGUUUCCUCGACUGGGUGCCCAAAAAGAUGCAGCGAGUCGGGUGUAUGGAGCUGCUCAACACGGUCCAGAGGAGAGUCCAGCCCAAAUUACAUGUGUUCGGACACAUUCAUGAAGGUUACGGCAUGAUGACUGACGGCACCACAACGUUCGUCAACGCCUCAGCCUGCACUGUCAACUUCCUGCCCAUGAACCCGCCCAUUGUCAUUGACCUUCCGAACCCCAGAGCCACAUGACUAGAGGAAGCUCGCCCCAAGACACCCGCUGCCAAUCAGGAGAAAGAAGCCAGGAGAGGCAGGUGAGUUUGUGGGCAGAACGGACCGGAUUCUGUAAAUACAAAAAAAGUGUGUUUUUAAUGCAACACGUACAGCACAUGCCGGGAGGCAGAGCGGACUAAGUGAGGGACGGAUGCUCCCUCAUGCUAUUUAUGUUAGUUUAUUUGCCAUAGUUUCUUCAUCUCAACGCUGAGUCUAAAAGCAGACAAAUGGACGAAGGGACAAAUGGACAUUUCUCUGUGUCCUCUUUUACCGCACUGACAAUCUGAUUUUGGACUUAAGUGAAGCCCAGCGCCUCGUCUACAGCAGCAACGGAACAUUUGCCAGAGGGACUGUCACAGAACUUUUCUCCCCUCCUACUUUUAAACAUUAAUUUCACAUCGUUUUUCUUAUUUCUUCCCCACUCCAUAAACCACCCUCCCUUAUCUUCCUGCUGUUUGUCUCAUGUCCUCGGGCAUGCUGGAGUGUUUUACCAGCAUGCAUAUGUGUGUGUGUGUGUGUGUAUGUAUGCGUGUAUAUGUGAGAUCAAAGCAAGUGGGUGAGGGCAGCAAGAGGUCUCUGCUAUGGGCUGUGUGAGAGUCGGGGUGUCAGACAUGUUGACACCGCUCCCCUGGGCCUCAUUACGGCCCUCAUAAGCCUCUUAACCGGCUGAGCGGAGGUAGCAGAGGAAACCACAGGCCUGCAUUUUCUUUUCAUUUUUUCCUUCCCUUCUAUCCUCAGUGCCGUGAAUGACUCGCUCAGCUUUUUAAAUAUGACCGGGAGGUCAGGCACUUUGGACUUGGAAAGGACAGCAGGUUACAUAUAACGUAAAGGUGCUACAUGCUAAUGCUGCUUCU